UCCCAACCCCUUUCUCUGCUUUCGACUCCACCCAAGGAUUUCAGAGCCGCCCCAUACAUCUCCCUUACUCGGGUCUGCCACUUAUCUGCCCUAUUAGGUUUGUUUUCAGGCAUAGGGCCGCCCAGCCUCUUCAGCCAUAGGACAGUCGCUCGCCUCAUCCCCUCCGUUGUGUAGGUGCAGAAGCCGGGGGAAGCAUGGCGGCGGUGGAGAGCCGAGUGUGUGAGACUGAAGGCUGCAGCAGUGAGGCCAAACUGCAGUGUCCGACCUGCAUCAAGCUGGGAAUCCAAGGCUCCUACUUCUGCUCCCAGGAAUGCUUCAAAGGCAGUUGGGCGACCCACAAGCUCCUUCACAAGAAAGCAAAAGAUGAUAAAAUCAAACCUGAAGUCUCACCAUGGACAAUGGAUGGUGAAGUAAACACAGAUCCUUGGCCAGGUUAUAGAUAUACUGGUAAACUGAGGCCCCAUUAUCCAUUGACUCCAAUGAGGCCAGUACCAAGCUACAUACAGAGGCCAGAUUAUGCAGAUCACCCUUUAGGAAUGUCUGAAUCUGAACAGACUUUGAAGGGUACCUCUCAAAUAAAAACCCUUUCUCCAGAAGAUAUCGAAGGAAUGCGGGUUGUCUGCAGACUUGCUAGAGAGGUGUUGGGAGUGGCUGCCAUGAUGGUAAAAUCGGGUAUCACAACAGAAGAGAUAGACCAUGCGGUACAUUUGGCCUGUAUUUCAAGAAACUGUUAUCCAUCCCCACUGAAUUAUUAUAAUUUCCCUAAAUCCUGCUGCACCUCAGUAAAUGAGGUCAUCUGCCAUGGGAUUCCAGACAGGAGGCCUUUGCAAGAUGGUGAUAUUGUAAAUGUGGAUAUUACAGUUUAUCGAGACGGAUAUCAUGGAGAUCUCAAUGAGACAUUUUAUGUCGGGGAUGUGGAUGAGGGAGCAAAGAGACUUGUUGAGACAACGUACGAGUGCCUGAUGCAAGCUAUAGAUGAAGUGAAACCAGGUGUCCGAUACAGAGAGCUUGGGAACAUCAUCCAAAAACAUGCACAAGCAAAUGGAUUUUCUAUUGUUCGAAGCUACUGCGGACAUGGCAUCCACAAGCUUUUCCAUACUGCUCCAAAUGUGCCACAUUAUGGCAAAAACAAGGCUGUUGGUGUGAUGAAGCCAGGCCAUGUCUUUACAAUUGAGCCAAUGAUUUGCGAAGGAGGAUGGCAGGACGAGACUUGGCCCGAUGGUUGGACCGCAAUAACGAGAGAUGGGAAAAGAUCAGCACAGUUUGAGCAUACCCUUUUAGUCACAGAGACCGGCUGUGAGAUUCUAACUUGUAGACUUGAAGAAAAUGGACGCCCUUAUUUUAUCUCUUAGCACCUUGUAUAAGCUUAGCAGAUCUAAAUGGUGUCUCUACCAAUCUGUACCAUGCAUUUUACAGGCAGGAUAUCUGAAGAUGGGGGAUUUUAUCUCUUGUAACGAUACAGACUAAAACACUAUUCGGGCUGAUCUAGUUAUCUAUUAAGGAGCUUGAUGGUGUUUUCAGACAAGAACGAAACAUCUUCAAAAAUGUCAAUGUUUUUCUCCUUUUAAAAGCAGUUUGUUUCUCAUCCACACUUUGUCACAUUUAAUUUUUAGUUACAAACAGGUCUGCUCAUGCCCAUUUCUUGCCUUUUCUCUCUACAUGGGCACAAAACAAAAUUUGCCUUCUUUGAUUUUUACUACUUGUCAUGUUAUGGUAUUUUUAACCUUGGUUCCAGCUAUGCAUUUGUCUGAAUCUUAGACAGUGGUCUAUCCCUAUUCCUUGUCCUCUGUUGAGUGCUUAAAAUUUGUAGCUUAAUAGACCAGGAAAGCCAACAAUACAUAAAACAUCUCCUGCAGAGAAUCCCCCCUCCUAAAACCCACCAUCUGCAGUUUCCCGUACUAUAAUUUUUGCUGGCAGUAGCUGUCAAAAAGCAGGCAAAGCAGUGGGGUUAACAGCAAACAAAUCAGGAUGCUUGAAAUCCUUUACUCCAGCUGUCUGGUGACCAGGAACAUUGGAAGUCCUGAUAUCAAUUGCAAGUGUUCCUGGUUGGCAAUUACCUCCACCGAGCUGGAGAAAGAAUGUCAAGAAACCUGUCAUGGUGGCUUCCCAGUACUGUGACAUUUGUAUGGGCAAAUAGUGCAGUAUUGGGAAUUGCAGAUGAUGAGCUUCAGUUUGGGGGCGGGGGCAAUGGAAGUAAUGUGUGUAGAUGGCAUUCGUUGUCCUUUAUUACUUGCUUGUUUUGUUCCUUAGCUGUAGCCCAUAAUAUUCCAAAAUAUGCAGGCUUUACAAUGGAUGCUUGUCUUAAAAAUAACUUAUCAUGAUGAAGACAGUGAUAUUCUAAGAUAUCUUAAUUUUUUGGUCUGUGGUUUUAUGUAUAACUUUUUGUUCUGCAGCUUUCCAGUUUGGUAGAUAUCAGCCAUAUACCUGGAAUCAGAGACUGGCCAGUCAGUAGGAGAGGACCAGAAAAGUAGAUAUACUGUAUACAGCUAUAUACAGUAGAACAUUUUUUUGUCUGCCAGGGGCUUGAGUCAAACAGGCAUAAAAUACAGGAGAAAAAAAAGAAAUUUGCCGCAAAUAAAACAAUGUAAAUUCCAGGAAAACAUAAAAUCUAGGUUGUACUGUAUUGUUAAAAUCUAACAGCAGAAGAACUUGGCUUUCUGGCUGGUGAAGUCACUUACCUCAGGAAUCAGCUUACAUUCUAUAAAGAAGCAAAAUAGAAAGGCUAAUUUAAAAAAAAAAACUAGGGAUGAAUAUGCAAAUUAGGGGUGGGAAGGGGAAAACCUUUUUCACUUCCUUGUUUUUUGUCAAAAAGUCCUGCGAUUCUCCUCCCAGCCCCUAAUUUGCAUUUGCAAAUUCGGAUUCGGUUGAGCAGAAGGAUUCAGCUGAAUCCGAAUCCUGCUGAAAAAGGCAGAAUCCCGAAAAAAAAAACACUACAGAAAAUGCAAAAGAAAGGCAGAUUUACUUAAAAUAUGUCUGCAUCAUAUGGUAAUUCUGGUACUUUCUCUUUAAAAGGCAACUGUCACAUCUACAUAUGUAUCCAAACUGUAAUGAAUGCUUAAUACAUUAUUUCACAAUUAUGUUUAGAUGAUUUUCUAGAAAUGGCUUACUAGUGUGCUCCUUCAUCCUAACCAUUUUCCUUGUCAGUCUUUAGAAUUAGCUUUGCCUUUGUUAAAUCAGUCUGGUGGAGGAGCCCAAGUAAAUCAUUUCCUCUAAAAAUUCUACCGAAAAAAAAAAGCCAAUAACCAGCCGUUUCAGUUUUAAUCCUAAGAACAGUUAUAUUCCUCACCUGGUCUAUUCACUCUAAAAUAUCUUUUGAAGGUACAAGCCAGGAUGCCCAGAAAAAUGUUCAAAAAUAAUUGAAAAAUGUACCUGUUGAGUUUGUUGGUCAGAGGGAAGAGCUGGCCAGAUUUGGCUUGGGCUGGAUCCAGCUAUGGCAUCCAAGGAACUUAACUACUAAAAAACAUGGCAGUGCAUUCAGACUGGCAGCAGGCACAUGAGCAUGAACAGACACAUAGUUUCUAACCUGAUGGGAUCUCUAGCACUUCAGUGAAUGCUUAGGAUGCACUUUUAUUGCAUCUUCCCUUCCUGUCAUGGUAUAAUAUUUAAGUAAAGCCUAGUGUGUAAAGCGUAUAAAAUAUAUUUCUGCAGGAAAAGAACAAAUGUAUUGCCGUUAGGGAUGCACCGAAUCCAGGAUCCGUCUUUUUUUAGCAGGAUUCGAAUUCUGCCGAAUCCUUCUGGCCGAACCGAAUCCUAGGGACGGGGAAAAAAAUCACAUGACAAAAUGUUUCCCCCCCUUCCCAUCCCUAAUUUGCAUAUGCAAAUUAGGAUUUGGGUUUGGUAUUCGGGCGCCUCUCUCGUGAAGGAUUCAGGGGUCCGGGCCGAAUCCAAAAUAGUGUAUUCGGUGCAUAGUUUCCACUUUGUUGUAUUCAAGGGAUAGGAUGGCUGCUGCCCAUGGUGCUGAUCUACUCGCAUAAUCCUCUCUGCAAACUUAGCAACAGUUUGAACACCUCCUGCCCUGUGCUGUAAAACAAGUUAUGUUCGCUCUUUAUAGCUAAAGCUACUGUGGAAUAUCUGGCUUUAUAUUUUUUGGUUAUUUAUUUUCUUUUUGUGCACUCAAUUUGGCCUUGGUGCCUUCAACUGUAUAAUACAGAUUUCAUAUCAUAACUUACACAUGCUUCAACCAUACCUCACAGUUGUCCCUAUUUAAGUGGGACAAGCUUGAUGUUGCGAUCAGAGGAUGUCUGCUCAUAACUAGGCAGGACCUAAAUGAUUCCAAGUAAGGCUUCAACAAUGGUGAGCUGAAGUGACUAUAAAUAAGUGACUUUUAAUAGAAACUGGAAGUAGUAUUUUUGUUUUUUUCUUUGUAUGCCCCCUUCGAAUCUCAGAUCUCUUGCUGUGGGGUAUUCAAACAGCAUGACAUGGUGUAUUAGCCAAUGACCUUAAAUAUUUAUGCUUGUAUAUAAUCAAAUAUGAAUGUUGUAACAAUUUGAAGUUGGAAUGUUUUGUUGCGAAAAAAAAAGCCCCGAAUGGACUAUUCUGUAAGGAUUUUGAAUUGAAUUAAUAUUCAGUUCUUCUAUAUAUUUGAGUGUGUGCAACUAGGCAAAGGUCCCUUGAAAUAAUCACAUAAAUAGUUCAACAUGUAUUUCCUGACUUAAAAGGAAGCUAUUUUUCUGUAGUGCCUCAAGAUAUACAUCACUGCCGAGUAAACUUGUGGUAUGCCAUUCAUUAAAGUGACCUGAAAGCAGAAA
Messenger RNA from Xenopus laevis (African clawed frog), 4748 nucleotides. RefSeq names its product methionyl aminopeptidase 1 L homeolog (gene metap1.L). The coding region runs from base 195 to 1352 and encodes 385 amino acids. The transcript is spliced from 11 exons. Gene Ontology annotation, cellular component: cytosol; cytoplasm. The record is from RefSeq and is a predicted model, not a curated record. Gene Ontology annotation, biological process: proteolysis. NCBI's taxonomy places the organism in Eukaryota, Metazoa, Chordata, Amphibia, Anura, Pipidae. Gene Ontology annotation, molecular function: metal ion binding; initiator methionyl aminopeptidase activity; metalloaminopeptidase activity.